GACUGAUCGCUGCACCUCAAUGUGCCCGCGUCGCCUGAGCUGCAAACAUGUUUCUCUGCUGCUCUUGCAUUGCAAUAGCGACCGGCGUCGCCCUUCUGUACGCAUUGUUCGAUGUCAACUACUUCCUCAGGAUCGCCUUCACCAUCGGCUUUGGGAGACUCUUCCAGAAGAAGAUAAAAGUCCUUGAAGGGAGCACCAUAUACGGUUUCUGUACAACGCAGGAUGUUGACAUAUUUCUGAGACACAUGAACAACGCGAGGUACUUGCGAGAGCUGGACUUCGCUCGGUUUCUUUUCUACGACCGGUCUGGUCUGUACCGCGAGGUGGCCAAGAUGAGGGGCAACGCCUUGCAGGGCGCCUCCAACAUACGCCACAGAAGGACCAUUCCCAUCUUCAGCCUCUACAAGGUGCACACUAAGCUUGUAUAUUGGGAUGACAAAGCCAUUUACCUAGAGCAGCACUUCGUGACACUGUCUGACGGAUUUGUACGUGCAGUGGCACUCAGCAAGCAGAAUAUAGUCGGCGUCAACGUCAAUGAUCUGAUGGCCAAGCUCGCUGGAAGUGACGUCAAGAGACCGGACAUCCCAGAGGAACUUGAUCACUGGCUAAAGAGCAUUGACAUAUCGAGUGCCAAGCUCAGGAAAUGUGACUAGAACUUCUCCAUUUUGUUUUAAUAUUUAGGCACUUAUACAUGUAAUAGUUGAAAAAUGCACGUCUGCCCACAUGUGAUAUGUCUCAUGUUGAAAUUAUAUUUCUGUAGAAUCAAAAUAUUCAAUGUUCUGGUGAAACCUCUUCUUCUCCCUUCAUCUCUUAUUAACAGAUGACAGACGUUUAUUUAAAAUUUAAAAGAACUGUUACUUUAAAAAAAAAAAUUAACCCAGAAUCCUUUUAUGAAGCUUAAGCUAAGAGACCAGAUGUGAUUAACAGUUUAUAGAAGAAUGUUUCCUGUUUGAGUUAACUAAUUCAAGUAGUAGGGUCUUCCUUGAGAAGUUUAUAGUCGCCUCAUUGGUCAAGAUACUCCACGCCUUCUAUGGAAUUUGAAGGCUCAUUACUGUGUUGACAACAGCCCACUGUUUGACCCUGUCCACACCUCCACAAAUAAGGAUGUGAUUUAAUUGGCUUUAAAACUAAUAAAGUCUGUGUGAGAUUUUUGAAGGCAAAGUAUCUGGUCUCUGUAUUAUGGAAAUACAUUAAGUCUAGUUCGAAAACCACUGAAGCCGUUUCUGUUCAGUAGAGUAAGUCACAUCAAUUGGUAUCCUACAAAGAUCGAUUGGCUGAUGCUGCUUGGAGAAAUAAUGGCUGUUUAUUCUCUGCAAUAUGUUGCACCUGAACAAAAAUAUGUAAGUUUUAUCUCACAUUAUAUGUUCCAUUCCUUUUC
Zootermopsis nevadensis is the source of this 1378-nucleotide messenger RNA. RefSeq names its product protein THEM6. The record is from RefSeq and is a predicted model, not a curated record. NCBI's taxonomy places the organism in Eukaryota, Metazoa, Arthropoda, Insecta, Blattodea, Termopsidae.